AUGCUAAAGACCUGCAGCUAUUUGCCUUGUACAAUUUGUUCAUUUCUCUUUAUUUCUCUGUUUUCCUGCACUGAUCACUUAAAGGACAAUCUCUCUGGCAAACAAAAUCCCCGGAGCCUGAUUAGAGGGACUGAAGGCUCCCAGACACGGAUUGCCUGCCAGCCACAGCACGGCGGAGCGGGCCCGGCAGGAGGCGGAGCGGGCCGCCGCACGUCCCCCGGCCGGUCGGCCGGCCCCCCCGCCAUGGGUCGGAAGCGCUGCGUGGGGGGAGACGGCUCCAAGAUGGCGGCGGGUUGCUGCGGGGUGAAGAAGCAGAAACUCUCCAGUUCCCCUCCCUCGGGCUCGGCCGGCCCGGGAGGCGGCGGCGGCGGCUCCCACUGCGGCGGGGCGGCGGCGGCGGCGGCGGGGGGCGAGCCGGGGGCGCUGCCCCCGCCGGGCGGCCCCCGCCUCAACGGCCUCGGGGGGCUGGCGGGGGGCGCCGCCGGCUGCGCCCUGUCCCCGCCGCUGCCGCCCAGCUGCGGCGGGGGCCCCGCCGGCCUCUCGCCGCCGGCCGCCUCGCUGCUGUCCUCCCCCGGCGCCGGCUCCGGCGGGCCCGGCUGCAGGAAGAUGGUGGUGUCGGCCGAGAUGUGCUGCUUCUGCUUCGACGUGCUCUACUGUCACCUGUACGGCUACCAGCCCCCGCGGAGCCCCCGCUUCACCAACGACCCCUACCCACUGUUUGUAACGUGGAAGAUUGGUCGAGAUAAACGAUUGCGUGGAUGCAUAGGUACUUUUUCUGCCAUGAACCUGCAUUCAGGACUCAGGGAGUACACACUUACUAGUGCCCUUAAAGAUAGUCGUUUUCCCCCAAUGACGAGGGAUGAGCUGCCACGGCUUUUCUGCUCAGUGUCUCUACUCACUAACUUUGAAGAUGUAUGUGACUACAUGGAUUGGGAGGUGGGUGUACAUGGCAUUAGAAUAGAAUUCAUCAAUGAAAAAGGAUCAAAACGCACCGCCACCUACUUACCGGAGGUUGCAAAGGAGCAAGGGUGGGACCACAUUCAGACCAUAGAUUCCUUAUUGAGAAAAGGAGGCUACAAAGCUCCAAUUACUAAUGAAUUCAGGAAAACGAUAAAGCUAACCAGGUACCGUAGUGAGAAGAUGACUAUGAGCUACACAGAGUACCUUGCCCAUCGUCAGCAUCAUCACUUCCAAAAUGGCAUUGGGCACCCCCUUCCACCGUACAACCAUUAUUCCUGACACUGAGCCGCAUGACCAGUCACUGGACCUCUCUGCAGACCUCUUCCCAGGAGACCCUGCCCCUUCUUGGUCUAGCUAUCUCUAUUACUGUACCAUUUUAUGAUGAUAGUUUCCGUUGCCAUGUUGAGGCUUCUCCUUCAUCUCCGAUGAAGCUCGUCGUGGCAACGGGUGGGAAAACUGCAUUAUUACAAAGAUCCCAUACUUUUUUUUUUUUUAAUUGAGUCACUGCAGAUUUUUUUGCAGCAUAUAUAGCCCUUGGGUUUUUAAUGAAAUUUUAAGUUUCUACUUCGUUAACAUUGAAUUAUAUCGAUCAAGACUUUCUGUGACUGUGGAUGGAAGGAAAGAGUUUAAGAGUUACAGUUAAGCAUUGUUUGUUCAGAAAAAAGGCAUUUAUGGCUUUUACAUUAGUAGCUAGUAGCAGGGAAUGAAACAUAUCAGAUUCAGGUAUUAAACUAGACAAUGAAUUGCAUCUUCAUAACCUUCUUAAUAAUGUCAUAUGUAUACUAUCUCACCCCUGCAGUAAAGAUUUCAUGUAGCUAUAUACAUGAUCUUCAGACCCAGCACAUACAGCCAAAAUUUGAAGGGUGACAUAUAAAAAGCUUUAUUUUGGAUGAAGAGAAGCUGUUAUAUCUACAAUGAGAGGUAAUGAUAAUAUAGAAACAUAUUAGAAUCAAGUGAUAAGGCAUGACGUAAUCCAUUAGGCUGCGAGAUACCUUUGUCUCCCAUUCCACUCUGGGAGCUGAGGGCACUUCAGCCCUGUCAGGAGUAGUCACAGUAAUGCAUUUACAAUGAGACGAUGCCUUUCUCAUGAUCUCAAAUUAGGAGUCACUUUGGUUUUUAAAAACAGGUUGGUGAGUAGCAGAUGUCAUAUUAGGAAGAAAAUGGAUUUAGAUUUUAGUGCCUUUGACUAUGACAUAACUAUAUACUUAUAUAUAAAAUUCAUAGAAAUAAUAUAGCAAAUGUGCCAGAUGUUCUAGAAAACUAUAUUGAGUUCUCUGCUUAUCUGGCAUCAGGUUUCUUGGAAUUUUUUCUUUUUAAUUGGUGGGGAUUUCUUGGUUUGUUUAUUUUGAGCAAGCCUAUUUUGGAAAAAAAAAGACUCCCCUGACUCCAGCCCCCUGCUCUCCCCCCAGUUUUGUUCAUUUUUUUUUCUUUUGGACUUACUGAGUUAUAUCAAGUCAUAGUUAGAUAAAAGUUAACUAUUUUUUUUAAUGAUUGUGUUAUGAAAGAGCACAGGACAAGUAUGCCAUAAUUUUACAUGUCUUCAUCUAUUGCAGGAAUAGUACUUGAGAGCACUAAGUACUGUGUAAUAAUUCUGAUACCUCUCUACAAGUUAGAAGAAAGAAAACUGAUUGGAACUUUUUACAGCUGUAAAAAUAGGAUUUAGUAAGAGGUAUGUGUGGUAUAGUUGCAAGCCCAGUACAUGCUAGGAGCUAGCUCCUUGCUCACGUGCCUGCAGAACUCCCACUAAUACCUGUUGUAGUUCAGUGUGUAUUCUAGGGGACAACGCAUUCCAUCUAUUAUAGAAAAGACCUUCCUAAUAUGGGUGAGUAAACUACAAUAAACAGAAAUUACAGUUAUUUCAAAUAACAAAUGUUUGUAAAAAUCUAUAGAUAUAUAUAAUUCAAAUAGAUGAAUUGAGUUAAGAUGUAACAAAUGUCAGACAAAUUGUAAAAUAUUUUGAUGUUUCAAAAAGAUUUGGAUAAAUUAUGCUCAUCCCUUAUGUAAGAUUAGCUUUGCUACUUAAUUUUUAUGGAGGUUCUUAUGGAAGGUCUUUGGUAUUCCUUCAUCCACAGCUGUUGAUGUCCAAAUAUUAACAUUUUCAGUUGUGAUGCCUUAAUUUAUAAGUAAACAGAGGGCCUGAAAAUUCAGGAGCCAAGAGGUGCCAGGCAGACGCUGCAAAAAUUAAUAGAUGUUUAUAUAGAGGCUAUUUUGGAUGAUACUGUUGUGUUUCUACUUGGGGAACAUUUUUAAAUGGAUUAGUCUUCAAGUGGAAAUUGUGAACAAGUGGCUACCUGACAGAGGUGUGGGUUUUUUUGUUUUUUGUUUUUUUUCCUUGCCCUUAUAGGGAAACUGAGCACAAACUGAAUCAUAUUGUCUGCUGCAAAAAAAAGUCAUCCAACCCCAUCUUUAUCUGUCAUCUCGUUACAGCACGCUCAUGCUUUCUGUGUGAGCUCAUUGUUAGAAGUUUUUUAAAAAGAUCUAUUAUAUAUAAAAAUAUAUAUGUAUUGAAAGGUGCUAAUCAACCUCAAGCAGGUCACGUGACUGGUCAUGCGGAUCUAAAAUCAUAUCAGAUUUUUUAAAAAAAUCUUCGAUAUAUGCAGAUGUUAUACAGAAUUUCUUACCAGUGUAAUAAUGAUAUACUGAUGAAUAAACAAUCCUGCAGGUUUUUAAGGACAAGGUCAGCAAUACUUCCCACCAUGGCUUGGGGGGGAAAAAGGAUAGUUUUGUCUCCUUUUUGUACACAGCAUAAUGCACAAUGCAUUUUUGUCUAUCUCAGUAGCUGUUGCUUAAAAAUAUAGUUCAAAGGGUGUUAUGCAAACUGUAAAGGUGUGCUUUUAAAAUGAGUUAAUGCCAGACCCUUCCGGACCAGAGUUUUUAUCACUAAUUAAAAAAUCGUUACAAAGUCUGUGGUCAAUCAGAUUUGUAUGAUAUUUUAUAAAAAUGCUUUGAAUAAUCAGUCUAACUGCAGUGUUUCUAGGGCACCUACCUCCUCAGCAUGCGAGUGCUGAGAAUGCUGUAGAUUGUUUCUGUGUAAUUGUGGGUUUAUUUGUACGAAACGUGCAGUUCACUGUGACAUGCACUGGGACAGAAUAGGUCUGUUUGCUUAAAGCUGAUCAAGAAACGCUUUCAUAAAUGUCAUUCCCUCAUAACUAUGUUUAUUGCCCGUUCAGAUAUAUUGCUGGUUUUAGCUACAGACUUCGUUUUUAUUAUUGUUUGGGGUACUUUAUAAGAAGUUGAGGUACAACCAAGUAGGCCGUUUCACUGUUUUAAAGUUGGAACGCUAACUUCCAGUGAGCACUAAUCAGUUUGCCUUAUUCCAUUAAAAGUUUUUUUUUUUUUUAAUUCUUUUGCUUAAUGUUCCUAAAAACCAUGUUCUAUAAACUGAGUUAGACGACAAACCUCUGGAGCUGGUGUGACCCCAUUGCUCAGCCGUGCUUCAGGAGGCCUAGCCUCUGCCCGGCCUGCGGUAGCACGGACCCUUCCCGUGCCACGGCCGGUGCUGUCGCGGCAGGGGGAGGGCGCGCGGCAGCUCUCACCUCAGCCAUCUCUCCAGCCGAGGCAGUCAGAUGCACUGGCACGCCCUGGCGUUUCUAUGUGGACCUCCUGGCUUGUCUUCAGAUGUGCGGGUUGUUAAAAUUGUUGUCUGGAGUAGGUUACAUCUCUUGUGUGUGUUAGAUCGAACCAAAGAAGCCUCCAGCCAUGCCCAAAUGCUGCUCCUAAAGCCUGCCUUCCAGUCCUUACAAAAUCCCUGCAGGAUUAAAUGUAUUAACUUUUUUAUUUUUGUACAGUUUCUAACUGAUUUUUGCUAGUGAUGUUAAUUGAAUUAAGUUUAUUUGGGGAGUCUGAGUAUCUACUCCAUUUAAAUAAACUGGUGACUUUCUUUUUAUGUUGAGAGAAGAAAAAAAAAAGAAAAAAAAAAAAAAAAAAGGAAACCCAAAGUGUGCCUCUCAGAUUUAAGGGUUUCUGGUUACAUUUAUUCUUAAGACCAGCAAUGAUUCUUUAUAUACAAAGAUAUGUUUUCCUCGUUUUUUAUUACUGUUAAAGAAAAAUAAAGAAUAAAACCUCUUUCUUUGCUCUGGACCCAGUAAUUGUGCUGGUACAUAAACGCACUGAGAAAAACUUUUGUUUGAAACUUUUGUAACAACUUAUGACUGUUUUUGUAUAUCAAAGUUGAUUCUUUUCAAAAUAUUUGGAUCUAGUUUCUAAGUUAUUUUAGUGUUUUAUAUGUUACAAAAAAUUACUUUGAAAUGUUCACCAGCAUCUUGAGUUAUCUGUAAUGCAAUGGUGACACAAUAGGCUUAAAGCUACCUGGAGUAGCUUGUAAAGCCUCUCUCUUUUCCUUCCUUCCUUCCUUCCUUAGUAACUUGAUUGAUUACAAUAAUAUCAGAGAUUACCUGAACCCCUUCCUUUAUAACUAGAUCCUCUUUCCUUCCACAUUUAAUUGCUAUUAGUGUGAAGAAACUGUUGAAAUGGGCAUUUUAAUAUAAGUAUGGCUUAAAAAAGAUAAAAAUGAGGAAAAAGCAAAAAAAAAAAAAUAUAUAUAGAAGGUUAUCUGUGGGUCUGUGAGAUAUGGCUGUGGAAAGAUAUUGUAGUAGUUUUAACACUAUUGUUAUUACCUUUUAAAUCAUUUAUCCAAUAAAAUAAGGAAAAAGAA
This is a messenger RNA of Rhea pennata, 5614 nucleotides long. RefSeq names its product AMMECR nuclear protein 1 (gene AMMECR1). The transcript has 7 exons. NCBI's taxonomy places the organism in Eukaryota, Metazoa, Chordata, Aves, Rheiformes, Rheidae. Gene Ontology annotation, cellular component: nucleus. The record is from RefSeq and is a predicted model, not a curated record. Bases 1 to 1239 code for a protein of 412 amino acids.